Messenger RNA from Dicrocoelium dendriticum, 549 nucleotides. Lineage: Eukaryota; Metazoa; Platyhelminthes; Trematoda; Plagiorchiida; Dicrocoeliidae. The record is from the annotation of a GenBank genome assembly.
AUGAGGACAUGUCGGAAUUUAGAAAGGUGUGAAAAGAAGCUCCGAUUGGAGGAUACAUCCUCGGAGCAAGAUCGAAUGAAGUGCAACUGGAAAAGUGGUGCGAUGGAACUCACUAAUCUGGAGCCGCACGAUACCGGCAUAUACAAUUGCAAGACGCAAAGUGGCGCUGUUGCACAGAUCCUAGAUUACGACCUAUCUGUUCUUCCACACGAGGAUAACAUCACGGUGUUCCUCAGUGGGCAACACUGGCAACGCGACAGACUGAAUGUGCCUGAGUAUCCACAUAAGGAUGUGUUGAACAGGACCUAUCUCCCAGGUAGCGUGUAUGUCAACUGCCGGUUUGUGCUACCCACGGGAUAUGAUAAUUACACUGGGAUUCACUUUGAGUACAUAUUCAUCAACAUGGAGACGCAGCUUCCAUAUCAGCGUGUGGACACAUGGUAUUCGCUUCAAGGUAGGAAUAACAUCACGUAUCACAUAUAUCGAAUAGAAAAGCAGGACACCGCCGGUGUUGUGAACAAAUUUAAACUCCAAUGCUCAUUUCAAUAA